Suillus discolor is the source of this 1002-nucleotide messenger RNA. RefSeq lists its product as uncharacterized. The transcript has 9 exons. NCBI's taxonomy places the organism in Eukaryota, Fungi, Basidiomycota, Agaricomycetes, Boletales, Suillaceae. The record is from RefSeq and is a predicted model, not a curated record. The coding region runs from base 1 to 1002 and encodes 333 amino acids.
AUGUAUUUAGUUAUAGUUAUUUUCAAGCGCUUUUCAAGCUGUGAUGGUGGAUUAUAUUUAAAAGUGAGUAUCAGAUGCCCAGGCGCAGGGACAGGAGAUAGGGGAGCUCAACCGGAGAAACUAGGCAAUAUCUUGCAUGCUCCAGUGUGGAUCAGCCAAUCCAAGGGUGCCACCUCCCUUGAUCUGAAUGCUCCUGCAAACCCUCUUGCUCCUGAACUGACUUGCAGGGGUUGUGGAAGUCAUUCCAAGAAGAAACAAUUCCCUCCACCAUAUAGCCCUUCAGUGCAACCAGACACCACGACUCUGAAAUCAUGCUCGAAGAAAAACAAGGAUACUGUCAUUUCUGCCCCGAGCUUCAAAUUCAACCAUCAGCUGACUUUUUUGCAGCGGGAAGCUGGGGGACAAUACAGAUUUUCGCCACUGAUUGUCCCUGCCAGUACAGAGCCAGAUCUUCAAGCAUUGAACAACUCCUUUGUGGCCACAGCCAAGAAGGACCAAUUCAUCUGUGGUGCUACCAGUGUACUCAUCCUUUCAAAUUUACAUCAAGCAUACUCACAUUUGCCUCUGGAAAAGGCCAAAGAAACCAUUGUGACUGCAUGUCCUGUGCCCACCAAAAAUGGCAAAGAGAAGGCAAAACCCACUUCAACUGUAUUGGAGGAUAUGGGAUGGCUGCGCUUGGGCGGACACAUGACCACAUCUUCCACUGAGAAGGCAGCCAAAGAAUAUGACAUCUGGAGGAAGUCUGUAGGACUUCCGAUUGAGCGCGGGAAAGUCCGGAAGGACUGUCUGGAUCUGGAUGAGUGCAAGAAACUUCCGGAAAUUACUAUGAGGUUUCGUCCUGAAUGGAUACAGAGGAAAGGCUGCAGGGACAAAGUCCGAAGCAGAAUAGGUCCGGAGGACCGCGGGAAAGUUCCAGAGGAACUUCCGGAAACUCGGAGGAGCGGAGGAGCGGAGCUCCGGCCUAGGGAAUUCCUCCCUAGGCCUGAGAUGGAUAUUGACUAA